GAACUAUCGUUGCAGCGAAUGUAGCAUUGACAAUGGGACUUGGAGCACCCUCUUCCAUGAGCAGACCCCUUUACUGGAUCCCUACAGUGAAGUGCCCCACCCUAGCUGCCUGCCCAUUGUCAUGUGACCAGGGAUAUGCCACCGAUGAAGAGGGGUGUACGGUCUGUCGCUGUGUUGCAGAUGAAUCACUAUGCUUGCCACAUUUCACGUCAAAUGAGUGCCCAAUAAUGGAUCUUUGUCCUUAUGGCUUAGCAACUACUAUCACCGGGUGUCCUAUCUGUAAAUGCAGGCAACCAACUCCUUGUCCUGCAGCUGUACCAAUUUUCUGCCGUAAUUCGUGCCCACAUGGCUUUGCCUCCGACAGUUUUGGAUGUCCUACGAUUGCCUCAUGUGAUUGCAUAAGACCAGCAAAUGACCCACUGUGUCAUCCAGAAGUCGUACAGAACUGCAGACGACAUUGUUUCCAUGGUUAUGCAACAGACGGCAAUGGCUGUGAAAUCUGCAGAUGUCGUAUGCCAUUUACCAUUGGGGCAUUCUUCUCGAUUGCUGCUCCUGUUUUCAAUGUCUAUUGGCAGGAGACCAGCCACCCUCACAUGCCGUAUUCCGAGACCUCUUUGGUUCCAACCACCCACUGCCCCUUGGUAGACAGCAGAACAUGCCAGGAAGAUUGCCCCAAUGGUCUAGCUACAGACAUGGCAGGCUGUCCAGUAUGCAGAUGCAAGACACCGACAGAUCGUUGUCCAAGGGUGGACCCAGUGAUCUGUCCCCAAGCUAACUCUUGUCCAUUUGGGCUUGCUUCUGGACCAACAGGUUGUGAUAUCUGCAUAUGCAGAAAUGAAGUAUCUUGCGAGCCCAUCAACCAUAUAACCUGUUCAACUUCAUGUCCUCAUGGUCACAUGUCAGAUGAAAAUGGGUGCCAGAUUUGUCAACAGUGUUCAAAACAUGCUGGAGAUUGCCCAGCAGUGGUUGACUGUGACAAACACUGUUUGUAUGGAUAUGCAACGAACGAUGAAGGAUGUCCAGUCUGCAGUUGUAAGCAACCAGCGAGCCAUUUUCCAUUGAGGAGUACCUUGAAAAGCAAACUAAUCGCUUCCUCUUUGACUACAAGAUGCCCUGUUGUGUCAUGUGAUCUACAUUGUCACCAUGGAUACCAAUUGGAUGCAAAUGGAUGUGGUGUGUGUGAAUGCAUUUUAGGUAAGUCAUAGAAAAUCUCUAUAUUCCAUUGAAAAUCCUAUAUAAAUCUAUAUUUUUGUACAUACUCUACAGAAAGCAGCCAUUGCUGCUCUCACUUUUGUGUUAGUGUAAGCAGCGUAACCAUGAUUCAUUUUAUAUUUUGCUGGAAAUUGUCUGAUACCGGGCUCCAUCGUGUAUAGAGUUGCAAAAGUUACCACAAAUGGCCCUGCCCGGGUUUUUACAUACAUGUAGUACCAUCGAAUUUACACAAAAAUAUCAACGUGUAUCACUAUCAUGUAUAUGAACAAAUUGCAACGAGGUGUGCUUGAAGGGUUACCAUGAUGUCGCCAACAAAGUGGCGCAGAAGACGUGAUUGUCAGACAUUCCUUGUCUGUAAAAUUUUUCAAAUAUAGUUAUUCAUGAGUUCUUUUUUGUAUAAAUUCACUGCUUUUCGAAGAUAUCCUCAAAUAAUUUCAACAAAUGUGACUGAGAUUGAUGUAAUGUAAAAUACCAGUGAAUGAAAAAAGUGCCAUGUAGUGGACAUUCAAAUAAAACUGAAUGAAUGGUAUUGAAUGAAUAUAUCUUUGGCAUUAUACAUGUAUGAAUACUGUUGUACUUUUAAUGUAAAGGGAAUAUGAAAUGAAAACGAAAUUGGAUUUGAAUUGAAAAUGAAAUUCAUAUUAACAGAAUUGAAUUGAAUACUAAUGCCCUAGCUAUCAUCUCUAUUCAAAUAGCACAACCCAUGCAAAGAAGAUUUUGAAAAGGUGCUGAAAUGCUGACUGUUACCUCAGGAAAGAACUGUCUGUAAAUAAGUAUGUACUCGGAUAUUAGGAACUUAUGACUUGGAGAUGGGUCUUUUAAGGGAGAUGUUAAACUCUUUGAAAGUGUUAGAGCAUGAGAACUAAAGCUCUCUCAUUUGAACUAUUGUGGAGAACAUAACACUUCCAGGGAUGAUUCAGAUAGCAUAAAGGUGUAUAUACUUUAUAACCCCGUUGCCAGGGGGAAUCAGGGGUUCGAUUGAACCCCCUAAGAUUUUCAAAAGCAAGUAAAAAUUUGAGAAGAGAAGAGGUUAGAGAAAGGAUCAAACCCUCUUAUUUUGAAACCCCUUGCUACGGGCCUGCUUUAUCAAAAGCACUUACAAAGAUAUUCUUUUGUCAUUGAAAUAAGAUGGUGUCUCAUAUUCAUGUAUUUUAUGGGCGGAUUGGAGACAAAUCCAUGACAACUGGCUAUGCAUACCUUAUAUUUAAUGUAAGUCAGUAUAAUGGUUCAAAUUAUUACAUUUAUGGAGGCGUAAUAGCUCAGUCAGUGGAACAGGGAGUUCAGAUCAUGGAGACCCUGGAUUGAUUACCACUAGGUGCGCUAGUGCCCUUCUGCAAGGGAUUUACCCUCAUUAUAGGGUCUCUCAGAUUGGACUUUAUCUGUAAAUAGGCCAGGCUUUUUUGAAGCCAGGGAGGGGCUCCAAGGCCCCAUCAUGAUCUAAGCUACUGACUGCAUGAUCAUGUUGAAAAUUAGCUUGCAUAUUGUCCAUGGAUGUAGGGUUCUUGGAAGAUGGGUGGAACAAAACCCACUUUUACCAAGUUUAUCGUUUUGUAUACUACGAAGCUGCUUUUUCUGUAUUAAAGUGUCAACAUUUGUUUGUUCUUUAUCAACACAAAAUUGUAUGAAAUGCUAUCCCUUCUGUUAACUUUUUGCAAGUUACUGUCCAGCUGCUAGUGAGCACUUCAUAUCCCCUAUCCUUUGUACCAACAACUAUGAUGUGACUACCUCCCUGUUGAUGCUGAAUGUCUUGCACUGCUCUUCAAACCAUUGCUGAAUAAUUAUGACAAAGAAAAUUUAUCUCAUGCUUGAGAUGUGCCUGCAAGUCAAAAAGGAUACAUAUGCUCAAAAUAGAUUUUAGCUAGACACCCGCUAUGUAACCUUUCAUUCCCUCGCAAAAAGUUAGCAGGGGUGAUAAAAUUUCACUGAAAAAUGCUGUGAAAAAGCAUGGUGAAACCAAUAACUUACAAGAAACACCCCAAUAACUGAAAAUAAAAGUGCUUUCAUAGUUUGCAAACCAAAAACUUAAAAAAGUUAAGUUUUGUACCCUUCAUCUCCGAAGAACGAUAUACAUGUAGCUCUGUGACCAGUGACAAUGUCGAUGCAAGCAAAGUGUCAAAUUAAUGUUGAUGAGUUACUCAUUAGUACAUAAAGCUCAUGAAUAUACCAUGCAAUCUCAAUAUAGCUGACUUUUGAACUUUGAUUAAAUUUUUAGGAAAAGUUUUGUACAAUCUUGGUAUCCUACAGAGUUCAAACAAUACACACGUUUACUCCUUGCUUGUCUUUGGUAAUCUGCCUGGAGGUGCUGCACUUAUAUCACCCUCAGGGUUUAUUAGCAUACAUAUAUUUGGUUGACAUUUAGUUAAAGAAAAUACCUGACCAUAUAGGGCAAAUUGCAUGUUACACAUAAUAUAUAUGUAUACGAUACUGUUAUGGUGAACAGUAUUGUCAUUUAUUUAUAAAAACAUUUAAAGGCACCAGCUCAUAGAUUAUGUCACACACUUUUCACAAAGUUGUCAGAAAAGAUCACCCCUGAAAUUUGUUUCAAGAGUAUUGACAGUAACAAAAUCAUUUGUUGCCCCCCCCCAAAAAAAAAAACAAUCAAGGAAGAGAAUUAUACAUGAUUAUACAUGAACAUUAAAAGAAGCACUUGGUAAUAAAAGUCUUUAAUAAGCUAUGGUGCAGCAUAUUAAACAGUUUAGAAUUUACACUAUUAUUUUUUCUUUAAAUCUUAAUAGUAGGCGAUUGACAAAAUAAAGCAGCUUUAAUUGUCAUCAGUCAUGAUUAAUAUGCCAUGGACAUACAAUACAAUAGAGCCAAAUUGCAAAAUGCUAUAAGAUAUGCAAUAAUAUGCAGUGAAUUUAACAAAAAGUUAAACAUCUAGUGUGCUAAAUGUGGAAUGGAAUAUAGUUACACAGAGACUGUAGAAAUUUUUUUCUAAUAAAUUUAGAACAAAUAUAUUCUCCAAAUGUAUAACCAAUUGCUAACCUAUUACCCAUAAUGGUCACAAAAAAAUGUAUAAAUGAUACCAAGUCAGAACAGAAUGAAAGGCCAUUGGGGCCAGAUUAACAGACACAAAAAACAAGGCAAUUUACAUGUAGCACGAUGAAUGUCCAUUGAAAAGUAUAUGUACAUGAUGAGAACAUUGUAUGUCACAUAAAAAGGCACUCUAAAUUGGAAGCUUUCAUAUAAAUUUAUUUUUGGAUUUAUAAUUUUCUAUAGAUCUACAUAUAUAGAGUAUGAUGUAUCCUAAAUAUGGUACUGGCCCAUGUAUAUUCUUUGGCAAGGAAUAUGCUAAUAGGAAACACUGGCAUAUGGUGGGGGGGGGGAGGGAUGAUUGGUUGGGUCAGUGGGAAGUUUAUUCAACAUGAUGGAUGGAAAUUGUAUGUAUUAAACUUCUUAACGUAUUUUAGUUUAACAAACUGAAAUGCAUGUGAAUUAUACACAGUGAAGAUGUACUAUUCAUCAUGAUCCUAUGAUACAAUUGAAUUUAAAUACCAAAAUUGCAUUCAUACUCUUUGCAUAUUGCCAGGAUCAAGGGAGUUCAUGUUUGU
This is a messenger RNA of Lytechinus pictus (painted urchin), 4763 nucleotides long. RefSeq names its product cysteine-rich motor neuron 1 protein-like. Bases 33 to 1205 code for a protein of 390 amino acids. Lineage: Eukaryota; Metazoa; Echinodermata; Echinoidea; Temnopleuroida; Toxopneustidae. The record is from RefSeq and is a predicted model, not a curated record. Gene Ontology annotation, cellular component: plasma membrane. The transcript is spliced from 9 exons. Gene Ontology annotation, molecular function: serine-type endopeptidase inhibitor activity.